UAAAAGAUCUCACCUCGAGAUUCCUGUACUGUUUGCAUAUCGGUGAUAAACGUGACAAAGUGACGACUUACGAUUCUCGGGAAACAAUAUCCUAGGGAAGAUUAGAGGCAAAUAGGUAAUACGGCGUAUCGCGUGCACCUUACGAAAGAUUCUAAUGAAACCGCGAGUGAUUCACCGCGUCGCGACAAAAUCAACAACAACCCGGUCGGCCUGGAUUAUCAAGUGAUUUCGCAAGAUACGCUCGGGGGCUUUAUUUUUCGCGGAUCCUCAGCGUCGCUGAGGAAAACAACGAUUGCGAGCCUCUUAUUAGCUCCCGAGGAGAAUUGCUCCUAUGUUGCAAUUUGACAAACAAUUUAUACGUACGUGUAAAACGAGCCAUACAACUUUACACCGAGGCGUCUUUUAGAGCAGCGGAUCGUAAACCUUUCGACGGCAGUUAAAAAGUAGAAAAAAGAACUCCGCGUUAAUGGCACCGGCCAAUGUCAAAUCGGGUUCUUCAAGGCGCGUAUUAUCUCAAUUACAAGGAAACUGCGAAAGGAAGGAAAUAAAAUUAUUCUUAGACGGGAAAGCUAAAAUCCUCGAGCUAAACCUACGAAAUCGUGUGUUCGUCUUCUGUAUUUUACAUAUGAAAUUUAUUUCUGAGCCAUCGCGGAACGUAAGAGACACAUCAGACGAGACGAUGCGUAAAAUUGUGAAAAUGCCCGAGUUGCAAAGACAACCUGCUGCAAUCCUAGUGAAUUUCGAAGCGUCUUCGCAGCACCUCCCUCCAGAAGACUUGUCACCGCGAACUUGGCAACCUUAACCAGAAGGAAAGGAUGAUCGGGCCCGGCAACGUCGAGAAUAUUCCCAUCAUGUGCAUGUGCUAAUGCACCGUGACGUCAAGACGCAAUAUGUCACGUGCACCAUUAGCAUAAGCAUGUGACUGGUGCGGUAGCGAUCGGGUCUCGCACGUCGUCGCGGGGACACCGCGUGAGCCGCGUGAAGAAAAAAAAGAAAAAAGAGCUGCGCGUCACGAAAAGUGGAGUAGUUAUACGAUGAGCGUAACGCGAUCCGAGCGAGUCGUGACGAGCGAAUGGAAUCGAGUGCCGGUUACGAGAGCGACCUCCGCGAUAUCGAGGAAUGAUCACCUGUUUAAGAGUUCCGCUAUGAAGAAGGAAACGUGACGCGAGCGAGAGCGGUGCGAGCGUCAAAAGAAUUUGCUUUGGACAUGCUUUGGACGAAGAUAACAUGAGAUUCUCGUGCUUUCCGAGGGCCAACAUCCUCGGGCAGAGGGGUAGCAUUAAUCUCACCCCUCUGCCGGGCUACGAGGACUCCACCAGCGUCACAAUAGGCGUCGUACGUCUUAUUAACAUACGCCCGUUACCCAGUACCUUGCCAACGCUAACUGUAAAUGGCACCGGUCCAUCGUCGUCCGCAUCAUCUGCGUCAUUCACGAAAGUCAUAGUGUCGUCACCGUCGUCUGAGUCCAUUAAUCAUAUCAAUCACCUCCCAUCACAUCAAGAACAGUCUGGAGAAGAUGCGAGUGCUGUGAACAAUGGCGAGCAGCAAGUGAAUAAUCCGAGGGGUGGCGUCAUCGGAAGAACGCCGACGCCACCCUCGGCGCCGACGCCCGUAUACGAAAAAGACGCCAGGAGUGCGAGGCAAAUUAAGAGGGCCAUUUUGGAGAACGAAUUUCUGGGUAAUCUCGAAGAAAAUCAAGUGGAGGCACUCGUCUCCGCUAUGUAUCCCAAACAGAUUCCCGCUAAUACUAUGGUCAUCCGGGAGGGCGACAUAGGCUCGCACUUGUACGUGUCGGCGGAAGGGGACUUCGACAUUUACGAGGGGAACAAAUUCCAGAGAAGUUUCGGACCAGGAGUUGCAUUUGGGGAAAUUGCUCUAUUGUACAACACGAAAAGACUUCGAUCUAUUAGCGUAAAGAAGGCUGGAAAAGUAUGGGUGCUCGACAGAUCAGUAUUUCUAACUAUAAUGAUGAGAACAGCUCAGGAACAGCUGGAGGGUAACAUCCGCUUCCUCCAACGCGUUUCCGUUCUCCAAAAGCUUCCCGAGCCCAAGGACCACGUGCUAGCGAAGAUAUCCGAUCUCAUAAGAGUAGAGUUUUUCCCGGCCGACGCGAAAAUACUGCGGCAGGGCGAGAAAGGUGAGAAAUUCUACAUAAUCAGCGGCGGCAACGUACGGAUCACCAAAGACACCGAGUACGGCGGGGAGGAGGAGCUGGUGGUCCUCGGCAAGGGAGAUUAUUUCGGCGAAUUGGCUCUCUAUGACGACGAGGGUGAACGACGUGCCAAUGCGAUCGCGCUUGCACCUGGUGUCGAAUGCUUGACCCUGGACAGAACGUCAUUCCUGAAUUACCUGGGUAGUCUGGAUGAAAUUCGUAACAAGGACUGGUUGGCGGAGUACGAGAAGCAAAAGCGUUCGUUGACCCCGAAAAAGUGGACCAACGAGUACGCGAAUUUAACCUUGAUGGACCUUGAGACGAAGGGAACGUUAGGAGUGGGUGGAUUCGGUCGUGUGGAACUGGUCACACUCAGGUCCGAUCCAAAUAAGAGCUUCGCCCUGAAGAAACUCAAGAAGAAGGUCAUGGUCGAGCAGCAACAGCAAGAACACGUGCUGAACGAGAAACACAUUAUGCAAGCGUGCGAUUCCCCUUUCAUAUGCAAACUUUAUCAAACCUACAAGGAUACCAAAUACGUGUAUUUCCUUAUGGAAGUGUGCCUCGGUGGAGACGUUUGGACGACUCUUCAAAGGAGGCGUUACUUCGACGACGCCACUGCGCAAUUUAUGGUCGGCUGCGUGGUGGAAGCCCUCGAUCAUCUUCACUCGCUAAACAUCGUUUAUCGGGAUCUCAAACCGGAGAAUCUUAUGCUCGACACGCGCGGUUACUUAAAACUGGUGGACUUUGGUUUCAGUAAGAAAAUCGGGCCGGCAAAAACGUGGACGUUUGCCGGCACGCCCGAGUACGUCGCACCGGAAAUCAUCCUGAACAAAGGACACGACAGGGCGGUGGAUUACUGGGCCCUCGGUAUCCUGACGCACGAGCUUCUCGUUGGUAAGCCGCCUUUCCGAGGAUCCGAUCAUAUGACGACUUACAACAAAAUCUUGAAGGGUAUCGACAUGGUCGGUGUACCGAGCAUCGUCAAUAAAUACGCUAAUAAUCUCAUCAAGAAGCUACUCCGCUUGAACGCCUCGGAACGAUUGGGUUACCAGCGAAAUGGGAUACAGGACAUUCGUGAUCACAAAUGGUUUUCUACUUCUACUUUCAACUGGCAAGCGCUUCAAAGAUUGGCUCUACCGGCUCCCAUUGUCCCAACGGUGCGACAUCAACUCGACACGCGAAACUUUGAAAGAUAUCCACCUGACCGCGAUAUUCCACCAGACGAAUUUUCCGGCUGGGACAUCGAAUUCUGAGAAUAAAUUCUCGAUGUAAAAAGAAAAAAAUUUAUAUAUGAACAUAGAAAGAAUAAUUUUACUAAAGUUUUUAAAAAUUUAGCCGGAUACAGGCUUAAAAGUAAUUUGGUUAGACUAAUAAUUAUGUAGAAACAUGAGCAAGGUUGCAAAAAUUUUAACGUUCUAGUAAUAUUUUAGUGUUCUACACAAUUAUUUUGAUGACAAAAAAUUAUUUUCAGAUCUAGUUAAAUUUUGAAACAUUUCAGCAAAGCUGUUCUUUCCGUGAAUCAAGCUGCAAGGAUUACACAAUCUUUGCUUUAGUAAUAUAAAAAUGCAUUUGUUAAUUGUUUGUGUUGUUAUUAGAAAUAUUAUAGCUCUUUUAUUACCAAAAAUGACGAUUUCGAGAUGUAAAAACGAAUAGCUGAAUUGUAAAUUAGGAUAUUUGUUAAUCAGUAAUUAACAAAAAGUAUCUUUUCCGCCAAAAAAUGUUUUCUUCGCAUUUCAAUUAGUUCUUUAUAAAAUUACACAAUAUUAUAUUCUUAAAAUUAUUAGUUUAUAAAGCUCGUACGGUCAAUAACUUCUUUUAAUGAAUUAAUAAUUUAUAAAAAGUAAUUUACUAAUAUAAAAAAUUAUAUUUUAUUAUUUCCUCAUGAGCUGAUCAUUCGUAAUCCGUAAUCAUUGAUAUUCCAGUUAAUUACAAAUAAAUAUACGUAAUCUUUUAA
Monomorium pharaonis (pharaoh ant) is the source of this 4106-nucleotide messenger RNA. RefSeq names its product cGMP-dependent protein kinase, isozyme 1. The transcript is spliced from 13 exons. Gene Ontology annotation, molecular function: cGMP-dependent protein kinase activity; ATP binding. Gene Ontology annotation, biological process: protein phosphorylation. NCBI's taxonomy places the organism in Eukaryota, Metazoa, Arthropoda, Insecta, Hymenoptera, Formicidae. The record is from RefSeq and is a predicted model, not a curated record. The coding region runs from base 1228 to 3405 and encodes 725 amino acids.